This is a messenger RNA of Paraphaeosphaeria sporulosa, 1618 nucleotides long. Its product is annotated as cat eye syndrome critical region protein 5 precursor. Gene Ontology annotation, biological process: glycerophospholipid biosynthetic process. NCBI's taxonomy places the organism in Eukaryota, Fungi, Ascomycota, Dothideomycetes, Pleosporales, Didymosphaeriaceae. Gene Ontology annotation, cellular component: mitochondrion. Bases 1 to 1227 code for a protein of 408 amino acids. The record is from RefSeq and is a predicted model, not a curated record. The transcript has 2 exons.
AUGGCUUCCUUCCCAUCGUUGAGGCAGAUUUCUAGGCUCGCUUCACGGCAUACGUCCUUCACAUCACCAUCACCAUCCAUACUACGUCCAUGCACACGCGCAUCACGCAGCUUUCAGUCUACAGCUGCCCCGCCUACAGUCCCCGAGUUCGCAUUCGCUUUUGACAUCGAUGGCGUCCUCGUCCGCAGCUCUGACCCCCUCCCGCGCGCCCACAAGGCUCUCUCCUACCUCCAGAAGCACCGCAUCCCCUUCAUCCUGCUCACCAAUGGCGGAGGGAAGCAUGAGGAUGAGCGCGUCGCCGACCUGAGUUCCAAACUCGACGUCCCGCUUUCUACAAGCAUGUUCGUCCAGAGCCACACGCCCUUCGCCGACAUGCACGAAUACAAGGACAAAACCGUCAUGGUCGUCGGCGGCGACGGCGACAAAUGCCGCGUCGUCGCUGAAAAGUACGGUUUCAAAACCGUCGUCACACCCAUCGACAUCAUCUCCGCGUACCCCGAAGUCUGGCCCUUCUCGCAGCAACUCCUCCCCUACUACAAGGCUUUCAUGCGCCCGCUCCCCGCCCCAAUCGACCCCGCCUCGCCCUCAACCUCGCUCAAAAUCGACGCCGUCUUCGUGUACAACGACCCCCGCGAUUGGGGCCUCGACACGCAGAUCAUAAAAGACGUGCUGCUCUCACGCGAAGGCAUAAUGGGCACGCUGUCCAAGAAAAACGGCGAUGCGACACUGCCGAACAAGGGCUAUCAGCAAGACGGCCAGCCCCCGCUGUACUUCUCCAACCCGGACCUCCUCUGGGCUGCGAAGUACCACCUCCCGCGGCUGGGCCAGGGCGGCUUCCGCGAGGCGCUGGAGGGCGUGUGGGCCGCGCUUACAGGCGGACCCUCCGCAGGUGUCGAGCUCCAGAAAAUCGUCAUGGGGAAGCCGCACCAGCCGACCUACGCCUUCGCGGAGAAGCGGCUGAUUGCGCAUCGGGAGACGCUGCUCAAGCAGGUUGACGCGCAAGCGGGCCAGCUGAAGAGGGUGUACAUGGUUGGGGACAAUCCCGAGAGCGAUAUCCUGGGCGGGAACAGCUAUGAGAGUCCGCACGGGACGGACUGGGCGAGCGUGCUAGUGCAGACGGGGGUGUAUGUCGAGGGGACGGAGCCGGCGCAUCGGCCGAGGAAGAUGGUGGGGGAUGUGUGGGAUGCGGUGGAGUGGGCUGUUGGGGAGGAGGGGUGGAAGCGGUGAGGAUGGGAUGGAGUUGAGGUUGGAGUGUAGGAUAUGUGUGCAUCGUUGGGUUUCUGGGUGGAGCGUGGAGUUGGAUAGGUCAGCAUCGAGAGAAUGUUGGGCAGCAUGCCACGGCGUUGCUGUUUACCCAAUAGCACGUGUCUGGGCUUGACAGUAAUAGUGCGGCUCGUGGAAGAUUGCGCAGACGCGGUGUAAAUGAAGAGGAGCGAAGCUUCGACGCUGACGAUCCUUCGCGCAAGCCCCCUGUCUCCGGUAAACAAUGCUCAUCAACCUCAUGCGCGAUCCAAAAGACGCAUCAUGGCGCACGGAAUGCGAGCAGUAAUUGAUUCACGGACUCAGGGGGAUCAGUCCCCAUGUAUGAUGGCAGAAACGGAACGUGCUGAACUUAACC